CUCGGGAAGCGGGCGGCCUCGGCCUCUUGAGGAGCGGCAGACCGUCGCCGCCUGACGAGAGGCCGGCGGCGGCGCCGCCAUGGAGGACAUCAACUCCAACGUGAACGCCGACGCGGAGGUGCGGAAGCUGCAGGAGCUGGUGAAGAAGCUGGAGAAGCAGAACGAGCAGCUCCGCAUCCGCAGCGCGGCCGGGGCGCCCGGCGGCAGCAGCCCCAAGCGGCUACUCAGCGGCGGCGGCGGCGGAGGGUCGGGCGCCUGCACGCCUCCGCCGCCGCCUCCGCUGCUCUUCCCGCCUCCCGCCGCCCAGCUCUCGCCGUCCUCCUCCUCCUCGCCGUCGCCCCUGGGGCUGGAGAGCCGCGGCCUCAACGCCAAGGCCGGGCCGCGGCGGCCACCCCCGAACGACGACCGGGGCGCGGAGGCGGCGCGGGGCCCCGCCGAGAAGAGCGGCCUGCUGGACGAGGUGGAGCCGCUGAGGCCCGACGAGCUGGAGCGGCUGGCCGGCUGCGAAGAGGACGAGACGGGCUGGUUGUAUAUGUCACCAAAGAAGAAAGUGACCCCUGUGCAAAAAUCGAUGAGCCCCCUUGUUUGGUGCAGGCAAAUAUUGGAUUAUCCAACUCCAGACAUUGAAUGUGCUAAAAAGUCAUUGAUCCAUAGGCUUGAACAGACCAUGUCAGCUCUCAAGAGACACAGCCUAUAUAGUAAUCCAUUCAACACUGUCAAUUACACAAAUUCCCAAAGCCACAGUGCUGGCAGUCCCUACAGCACUAGCUUCGGUUUUUCUUCCCCUACACCGGCGAAAGCUCCUUUAGUAAAACAGCUCAUAUAUCCUAACAACUCAGGUCAUUUCAAAAGUUCUGAUCGAAAUCCUCCACUCAGCCCACAAUCCUCUAUAGACAGUGAAUUAAGUGCUUCAGAAAUGGAUGAAGACUCAAUAGGAUCUAAUUACAAACUAAAUGACUUAACUGAUGUGCAAAUUUUAGCCCGAAUGCAAGAAGAGAGUCUUCGGCAAGAAUAUGCAGCAACUACUUCUCGGCGUAGCUCUGGUUCUUCAUGUAGUUCUAUGCGGCGUGGAACAUUUAGCGACCAGGAACUUGACGCCCAGAGCUUAGAGGAUGAAGAAGACAGCUGCCAUCAUGCCGUGCACCCAGCUAUGAAUAGAUUCUCUCCAUCACCCCGCAAUUCACCUCGACCUUCGCCAAAACAGUCCCCGAGAAAUUCUCCCCGGUCUCGAUCUCCUGCUAGAGGAAUAGAGUACAGCAGAGUGUCACCUCAGCCCAUGCUUAGCCGCCUGCAGCAACCCCGCCUUUCACUUCAAGGACAUCCCCCUGAUUUACAAACCACCUCUGUCAAAAAUGAAGAAAAACUAAGGCGUAGUCUUCCAAACCUCUCCAGGACAUCUAACAUCCAUGUUGAGUCUGUGAAAAACAGUAGAAGUGACUCAAACUUUCAAGUGCCAAACGGAGGAAUACCUCGUAUUCAGCCUCAGUCCUCAGCCACUCUGCAAAAGCAGAAAAAUUUGCACCGUGUUGCCUUCAAAACCAAACAAGCACUUCAUACUCCAGCUGCCAAAGGAGUUCCGUCUCCCAGUAAGUUCCGGUCUCCAGCAGCGCCCUCACCUCUGGCUCUGAGACAGCCAGUAAAAGCAUUUAAUACCCAUGGACCUAAUUCUCUUCCCGAAGCCACUCAGCUGCCUUUAGCAGCUCCUGCCUCUGCAAGUCCAGCCAGCACCAUCAACAGCGCUACCCUUACCAGACCUGCGGGAACCCCAGGGUUAAGGAGUGGCUUGCCAAGACCUAGUGCCCCCUCCACAGGGGGAAUCCCAGUGCCUCGCAGCAAACUCACACAGCCCGUUCGCAGAUCUCUGCCAGCUCCCAAAACCUAUAGCAGCGCAAAAGACGAGAGCUGGAAGGAUGGCUGCUACUGAGCAGCGAAAGUUUGUUAACCCAGCAUGCACUUCUUCACCAGACGAAACCACGGAUCAACAUGCAGACGGAUGGAAAAUACUUUGGGGGGGGGGGGGGGGGGUUGAAACUCUCCAGAUCUCUCUGCCUUUUAAUUAGCACAAGCUGGCAGAGAUUAUAAAACAGCACUUUAAUGACAUUAACAUCAGAUCCUUGGUGAUCACUCAAAUCAUUUUUAUGUGAAUCACGUAUCAUUUCUGAAGCUCUGCUUCCCUGCUUCCUAGAAUUGUUAUCGAUGCUCACGCGGCUACAACACGGAUACAACCAGGGCAGAUAUCUUUUAAUAUGCCAAAGAUACAUCCAUUUUGAAAAAGCAGCACAUAAAAUAUUAAAGCAGAAAAAAAAUUAUAAUAAUAAUUCUUGAAAGAGCAUACGUUACUUGAUUUUAAAGAGCAAGGCUUUCUUUUAACACGCAGAAGAGAAAUAUUAACGUCGAUCAAAGCAAAACAUUGGAUUGUAAAAAUGCUACUGGGCUAGGUGAGAUUGUUGUAGGCAACUGUGGAAAGAUGUGUGGAGAAACUGAGUCACCACAGAACCCUUGUCUCUGGAGUCUCCCUGGGAGAGGGAGUGGGAGGAGAGUCCGUACCAAUUAUUAUUAUUAUUUUUUUAAACAAACAAACCUUAGGUCUCUGAGAUUUGGUAAGCGUAGUGUGCAUUCUUUUAUGUUGACGUCUCAUAUCAGGUUUUGUAUAAUACUAAGGUUGCCAAAAGGGCUCGUUUUUUUAGUUGUACAGUCCCAAAACUAGCUGUUCCUGGCUCAGGAAAAUAGCCUCCCCCCCCCCCCUUUUUCUUUUUCUUUUUGCAGCGAUAUUUUUUAAAACAUACAAGUCCUUUUUUUUAAGCUUCCUGGAAAGAGAAAGGAAGAGAACAGACGAAGAAACAUCGCCACGUGCUUAAUGCCUGGAGUGCAACUGAGCAGGCCUGUAGUUUAACAUAAAAGGGAAAAGGCAACUAAGCAGCUCUUGCCCAGAGAUGGAUUCUAAGGGAAUCAGUUGUUCCACUGAUACCAAAAGCUUUAUUCGUGUGGGUGAUGUUUCACGGUAUGAGGGAGUCUUCUUUCUCCUUUUUUUUUUUUUUUUUUGUUUAAAAAUCAGCUUCCUAGAGGUGUGUUUAAUUGUAAAUACUUCCACUGAGGUUAUUGCCCCCAUUAAUAUUUUAACUAUGUACUUUGCCUUAUAUUUGUAUUUUGCAUUGUUGGUAACAGUUUGAAAAA
Notechis scutatus (mainland tiger snake) is the source of this 3174-nucleotide messenger RNA. RefSeq names its product SLAIN family member 2 (gene SLAIN2). Gene Ontology annotation, biological process: microtubule nucleation; positive regulation of microtubule polymerization; cytoplasmic microtubule organization. The record is from RefSeq and is a predicted model, not a curated record. NCBI's taxonomy places the organism in Eukaryota, Metazoa, Chordata, Lepidosauria, Squamata, Elapidae. Gene Ontology annotation, cellular component: microtubule plus-end.